Fukomys damarensis (Damara mole-rat) is the source of this 3124-nucleotide messenger RNA. It is a transcript of the gene Pus7l, whose product is annotated as pseudouridine synthase 7 like. Gene Ontology annotation, molecular function: pseudouridine synthase activity; RNA binding. Gene Ontology annotation, biological process: pseudouridine synthesis. The record is from RefSeq and is a predicted model, not a curated record. Gene Ontology annotation, cellular component: nucleus. Bases 274 to 2373 code for a protein of 699 amino acids. The transcript has 11 exons. Lineage: Eukaryota; Metazoa; Chordata; Mammalia; Rodentia; Bathyergidae.
AGAAGCCCCUGCUUCCUUCCGUGUUUAACCCUUACCGGGAUCCUUGCUCAACCCACGGCUUCUUCACUCAGCUCAGCAGCUCAUAUUUUCUACUAGUUGUUUGUACAACUAUCAGUAUUGAUUGCAGACCUUCUAUAAUCUUGACACUUCCUAAUGUGGGCCAAUCAUUGAAAUUUAAGAUACAGAGACUUUGCUGUGAUGAUUGCAUGACACAGUGGACAGGAUCAAGACGGGAAGCGGUUUGCCAAAUUGGUUCAGGCAUUGCUAUGUAGAAUGGAAGAGGAUACAGAUUAUGGAAUCUGGUUUAGUUCUUUGUGUUUCAUUAAUGAGCAUGUUGGAUUUCAGGGUACUAUAAAAAGCUCACCAAGUGACUUUAUUGUUAUUGAGAUUAAUGAACAGGGACAAUUAGUUAAUACAACCAUCAAUGAACCUGUUUUGGUUAGUGAAAUGCUACCAGAGAUGAAUAAUUUUGCCAAAAAACCAAAACUAGAUCUUCAAAAUUUGUCUUUUGAAGGUAGAAGUAACCAAGAAGUUAAUACUUCGGCUCUUUACUCCAGUGGUGACCAAAACCAUCAGUUGUAUUCAGAAAAAAAAGAUACUAUUGAUGACAGGACAUCCAAACAUGAAGAAGAAAAAGCAGAUGUAUUAAGCUCAUUUUUAGAUGAAAAAACUAGUGAAUUACUGAAUCAAUUUGCCUAUGACAUAAAAGAGAAGUGGAAUUCAAGAACUGAGUCAUUUGAACAAUUCCCUGAAUUUUCAUUAGGCAAAAUCCUUGACAAAAACCAGAGGGCUAGUUUACAUAGUGCUAUUAGGCAGAAAUUUCCUUUUUUAAUAACUGUAGGAAAAAACAGUGAAAUUGUUGUAAAACCAAAUCUUGAAUAUAAGGAACUAUGUCACUUGGUAUCUGAAGAAGAAGCGUUGGAGUUUUUUAAAUAUUUAGAUGCUAAGAAAGAAAAUUCCAAAUUUACCUUUAAACCUGAUACAAACAAAGAUCACAGAAAAGCUAUCCAUCAUUUUGUCAACAAGAAGUUUGGAAACCUUGUAGAAACCAAAUCUUUCCCUGAACAGAAUUACAAUGCUAGUAACCCAAACACAGUGAUAACAGUAAGAUUUCGGGAAAAAACACACAAGCAUGGAAAAAGGUCUCUUGGAUGCCAGAAAGAAAAAAUUAUACAUACAGCUUUUACUCUGCGAAAGGAAAAUGUGGAGAUGUUUGAAGCAGUUGGUUUUUUAGCUGCCAAACUUGGUGUGAUUCCUUCAGAUUUUAGUUAUGCAGGCCUUAAAGACAAGAAAGCCAUCACCUAUCAAGCAAUGGUUGUUAGAAAAGUUACUCCAGAGAGGUUGAAAAGUAUUGAAAAAGAAAUUGAAAAGAAAAGAAUGAAUGUGAUUAACAUUCGAUCUGUAGAUGAUUCUCUUAGGCUUGGUCAACUCAAAGGAAAUCACUUUGAUAUUGUCAUUAGAAAUUUAAAAAAUAAAAUAAAUGAUUUUGCAAACCUGAGAGAGAGAAUUUGGGAGGCAAUAGAAAAUGUUAAGACUAAAGGUUUUGUGAAUUACUAUGGACCACAGAGAUUUGGGAAGGGAAGAAAAGUUCACACAGACCAAAUUGGAUUGGCACUGCUGAAGAGUGAAAUGGUGAAGGCUGUAAAAUUAUUUCUUACCCCUGAAGACUCAGAAGAUCCUGUAAAUAGAGCCAAAAAAUACUUUCUUCAAACUGAGGAUGCUAAAGGCACACUUUCACUGAUGCCCGAGUUCAAAGUUCGAGAGAGAGCAUUGUUGGAGGCAUUACAUCGCUUUGGCAUAACAGAGGAGGGGUGCAUCCGGGCAUGGUUCUCUUUUCCCCAUUCUAUGCGCAUAUUCUACAUUCAUGCAUAUAGUAGCAAAGUUUGGAAUGAGGCAGCGUCCUACAGACUUGCAACCUAUGGAUCAAAAGUGGUGAAAGGUGAUUUUAUCUGUUUGGAUGAAGAUAUUGAUGAGCAUUUCCCAAAUGAUAAAGUCCAUCUGGUAACUGAAGAAGAGGAAGCAGCUGGUACAUACACAAUACACCAGGUGGUUCUUCCAGUACUUGGAUACAAUAUUCAGUACCCAGAAAACAAAGUAGGGCAGUGGUAUAGGGAAGUGCUUAGCAGAGAUGGACUACAGACAUAUAGGUUUAAAGUACCUGCUUUGAAACUGAAUGUACCAGGAUGUUACAGACAGAUUUUGAAACAUCCCCAUAAUCUCUCAUAUCAGCUAGUGAGAGAUCAUGAUAUUGAUGUCAAAAUGCAAGGCUCCCAUAUUGAGGAAGCAAUUAGAUCUCUUUUGAUCUCUUUUGAUCUUAGUGCUUCAUGUUACGCUACAGUUUGUCUGAGGGAAAUAAUGAAGCAUGACAUUUAAAACUGAUACCCUUGGUAUACUCAUAUUUAUUUAUAUAUACUCACUCUUUAAAGGAAAGGAAGCUAAAAUUUCCUGAGCAUCUUCCAUAUGCUAAGCACUUCAUAAUUGUUGUCUUGUAAUUUUCACAGCAUGCUAGGAAGUUGGAAUUUGAUGCUUUAAAGUUCCAGGAAAGUAAGUGUCAGAGUCAUUUUAAGAUCUGUGUGACUCCAGUGCCUGUUUUUUCUAUUAUAUCAUGCUUCAAUGACCUUUGUUCACUGUCAUAAAAUUUAAUCUUUUUAAACUACUGGAAAUGUAGACUGUAAGAUAACAUUUAAGAAAAAAGUAUUAUAAGGGUAAAACUCUAGCUCAUUGGUGGCAAACCUAUGCACAUAUGCCGAAGGGGUGACUGUCAACAAGCAAGCCACGUUGCCCCAGCAUCAUCCCAGCAGCAAGCAUCAGAUAUUCAAGAUUAAUGGCAGUGCUGGCAUUUUGUGAUAAGUUAAUGGGGUUUGGGUUGCAGUUUUUACCCCUUUAUGAGAUAAAUAAUCUUUGAUGAAGUAAAAAUUUUCAUACAGUUUUUAUAUCUUGGCCUACAUUGAUUUCCUAAAUCUUUUUUCUGUUACCUAAAACAAAGAUUUUAAGACAAGUCUGUGCCCUGACAUCAGCUCUGACAUAUGCUAGUGUCUUAGAAUGUGUUAUUCUUUUACGAAUCAAGGCAGGAAGAUUGCUUCGAGUUCAAGGCCAGCCUAGGCUACAUAGUGAGUUCAAGGCA